CCUUCGGGGCCUCUGGAUGAGCCAGUCCCCCCCACCGAAGGUUUGCCGCUAUAAGGGGUCGAACCCAGCCAACUUAACAGUCACUCGGAAGGUUGCCGUAAAAGUAGAGAGGGAGUCAAAGCCUCUGUGUCUGCAAAACUACCAGUUCAGCCACGCUUGUUCCUCCUGAAGUUGCAUCGAGCGAUCGUCAUGAGAUUUCUGUUCGCUUUACUUCCCUUUCUAGGGCUGGUUACUGCCCAAAUGCAUGGCCGAAUGCAUGGCCAAAUGCAUGGCCAGAUGCAUGGCCAAAUGCAUGGCCAGAUGGCUCCUGCUCAAAACGGGGACCCCUUCUUCAAUGAUUUUGGGGCUGGUACGGGUUCCAAGACACCCCCACCAUGGGCAGCACCCCCCGCCAAUGCCGCCAUGGGCAACCGCGGCAACAUGCCUGGUCGGUCGAGCACUAGCCCACCACAGCACAACCCCAUCCCCGUGGGUGACCCCCAAGUGGGGAACGGCAACCCCUACGCCAACGCUAACCCCAACGCCCAGACCGGCAACUCUGGCGAGCUGGCCGGUUUCGGCGACGCCGACGUCUUCCACAGCGUACUGAACGGCAACGCCAAUGGUGGGGCGGGAGCGCAGCCCCUGCCGGGAGCCGGCAGGAGUUCAGGAGACCUUUGGACCAAUGUUUUGUACGACCUUGAAAUCGAUACCAACCAGCAGGUACUGCAGCAGGGCGACGAAGGAGAGGCCGGCAUAAAGAUCGCCGAGGGUUAUCCAGGGCCCGGCACAGGCCGGGUGCAAGGUUCGGCCGAACGGAUCAACCCGGACUACUUCGGGGACGGGCCAGUAGUGCUCGGCGGUAGCACGGGCCCGCGGCUGCCUAACGGCGGCUACGGUCUGGCCUUCGAAACUCCGGACAUGCCCGGGCUGGCCGGCGGCCCCGAGAACCUUGCACCUGGCUUUGGUGCUGGCAAUGGAGACGAGUCGGACUCUAAGGGCAUGACAGCCGGUGCGGCAGUAGGCAUAGUAUUCGGUAUCGUGGUCCUAGCCAUUGCUGCAGUGGCUGCUGCUUGUUUUGUUAAAAAGAGAAGACAUUCCGGAUAUCUAAGCUCUAUUUAGAACAUAGAAACAGACUCUCUGAUUAUUAACAAAAAAUCUUAUACAAAGAAUGGAGAGUGACGUGGAAAAUUUGAAACUUUUUGAUAAAUUUAUCCUAUAAACCAAUAUUAAGCAUUAAAACCUGAUUAUCGGAGUUUUUAAAUGAGUAUUUGCUAUAAUUUAUUUCCUGAAAAAGUUCCAAUUGAAACAGUUUGUUUUAUCCAAAACGCUGACUUAAGUUUUUCCACUUUACGUGUAUGCCUGCACGUUCGCAAAUAGGUACUAAUAAAAUGUGUCAGCACGUUUUAAUAUUGAUUCAUAAGACCUGUUCUUGAUAAAAACUGCACCAUCUUGGUAGAAAAUUCAAUAAUAUGCAUUUUGAAGACCUACCUAUUGAAUACUCCGAUGCUGGUCAUCAGGUCGAAUCUUUAAUUGCUGUCACUACGGGGAUUAUAGUGACAAAGUUGCAUGCAACAUUCAUUACAAAACAGAACACUUCUUUCAGGCCUUAAAAUGUCAUUUUUUGUAUUGUAAAGCCAUCCUACACACGUUUUGUACCUUGAAAUGGAACGUCACUUGCUUUCUUGUGUGUUUGUUCUGAAAUAAAUAUUAAAUAACAUGCCAUGAUGACAUGGCUCAAACAGUUGUGUGAAAAAUAAACGAAGAU
Messenger RNA from Acanthaster planci (crown-of-thorns starfish), 1747 nucleotides. RefSeq lists its product as uncharacterized. The record is from RefSeq and is a predicted model, not a curated record. Lineage: Eukaryota; Metazoa; Echinodermata; Asteroidea; Valvatida; Acanthasteridae.